AUCAGUCGAGAGCAACUGUGAGGUUAAGCAAGAGGCGCAUCCAAUUAUCAAACUACAUGGAGUACAAUAUCACCACUGAACCAGCAGCCUCUUCCUCUUCUCCUUCCACCCAUCAAUGGAAAUAUGACGUCUUUCUUAGUUUUAGAGGUGCGGAUACACGCGUCAGCAUUGUAGACCUUUUGUACAGCAGCUUGCUCAACUGGGGAAUUGACACCUUCUGGGAUGAAGAUCAACUCAAAAGAGAAGGAGAUAUACCAAGAGAGAUUUUUGAAGCAAUUGAAAAGUCAAGGAUUUCUGUCGUCAUAUUCUCUAAAAACUAUGCCUCCUCAACUUGGUGCUUGGACGAGCUUGCUAAGAUCAUUGAAUGUAAGAAUUCACAGCAGCAAAUUGUUCUGCCGAUUUUUUACGACGUGAAUCCCUCAGAUGUAAGAAAGCAAACGGGCACUUUUGGUGAAGCAUUUGUUGAACAUGAAGUCAGAUUCAAGGAUGAUUUGGGGAAGGUGUCGCGAUGGAAGGCGGCUCUUACGGAAGCAACAAAGUCGUUUGUUGAUGAAAUUAAGGAUUUUCCACUUUUUCCCAAUGAUUUUCUGGAAGCACCAGGGUUGGCUGGGAUGGUUGUAAAAGAUGGGUAUGAUGGAUACAAAUUUAUUAAUGCAAUCAUUGAAAAGAUUUUACGACAAUUAAAGCGUACCUAUUUGGCAUAUGAGACUGACUAUCUAGUUGGAAUAGACUCUCGCCUGCGAGAAGUGAAUGAUCUUUUAGGUGUUGGAGUAGAUGCUGUUCGCAUGGUAGGUAUAUCGGGGAUUCGUGGAAUGGGUAAGACAAUACUUGCUAAAGCUAUUUAUAAUCAAGUUGCCCAUAAGUUUAAAGCUUCCUGCUUUUUGGGAAAUGUUAGAGAAAAUUCCAAGGGACCAGGAGGCUUAGUCGAUGUACAAAAGAGUCUUCUUUAUGACAUUCCCGGGCUGAAUGUACCGAGAGUCACAAAUGUUGAUUCAGGAGUCAAUAUCAUUAAGAGUAGGUUGCACGGCCAAAAGAUUCUCCUAAUUAUUGAUGAUGUGGAUCAAUUGGACCAGUUAAAAUACUUAGCUGGAAGCUCUGAUUGGUUUGGUGCCGGCAGUAGAAUUAUCAUAACAACAAGGGAUGAAGAUUUGCUUCAUGCUCAUGGAGUUCCGUUCACGUACCAAGUGAAGAAGAGUUCCGGAUGA
Molecule: messenger RNA, 1205 nt
Organism: Prunus mume (Japanese apricot)
Lineage: Eukaryota; Viridiplantae; Streptophyta; Magnoliopsida; Rosales; Rosaceae
Source: RefSeq, a predicted model, not a curated record